UGAGAGUGGUUACUAUGGUAACUGUCCGGGAUUGAGACGCUGCAACCGCUGCUGCUGCUGUUGCUACUUAAAUCUCUCUGCAGAGAGUUUCUGCUGGAGGUUGGAGGCUAGAAAUUCUCUGUCCUUUUGCUUGUGUGAGUAAGCGAUGGACACCAACAGCCCCAUCCAAGUCUGAGGGAGGUACUUUUGAGCAGCCCCAGCCUGAAGAAUUUUUGCGUCUUCCAAAUAUGUGGACUGCAAUUCAUUUUUUAAAUAAAAUCCUUUUUUAAAAUAGUUUUUUUUAAUAUAAAAAAGCUUUUUUUUUUUUAAAUGCCAUUACUAAGGGACUAGAUCCAGCGUGCUUCCAGAAGGGAGCUUGAUGUUGGAGAAGAUUUGUUCAGUUGCUGUAAACGGGUCACGAGCACAACAGGUGUGUAGGGGUGUGUGUGUGUGUGUGUGUGUGUGUGUGUGUGUGUUUAAACUGGAUUUUCCCAGGAAAGAUAAAUCUGAAGGGAGUGGGAUAUGGACUGGCAAUUUUGCGUGUGGAUGCUGCAAAUAAUGAUGAUAAUAAUAAUAAUAAUAAUAAUAAUAAUAUCAUGAGCACUGUUCACACAAUAAGCUCUCAUAUCCAGGCACCUCUGUAUGGUCAACUGUGUUCUAUGCUGCCAAAAAAUCCACAGAGUAACAAUUGGGGGGGACAGACACAAAAGCACCUGUGUUGUGGCAUGAGUGAACUCAACUGGAGAGGUUUCGACUCCUUUCCAAAAAGCCAUUUCCCUAUUAAACAGAAGCCUGCUUAACCACAUUGCAUAUUCCCCACUAAAAUGAACACACUUUAUGUUCAUUACUUAAGCAUGAAAUGGACUUAUACAAAAUUAAAAGGGCAGGAGCCUUGUCUGGUUUGGCAAAAAACAAUGAUUUCGCCUCCUUCCCUGAAUUCCGGUAGCAAUCCUAUGUGAAGAAUGUUAUUUAUGACUUCAGUUAUUGUCUGAAUUAAAACAAGGAAAUCCUGUAGUAAGUGGCUGACAGGCCCUCUAUUCUUAGAGCUCUGUUUCCCCCUCCCUUAAUUCUUUUUAUUGCCCUUGAUAUCUCUUUUGAUAACCCUCUUGCCACCUUGUAGAGUGGUAGGGACAGCUGGAUCAUAGCCUCUGUCUCUUGACUUACGCUAUUGUUUUAAGAUUAGUGUGUUAAGCUCUUGUUUCCUAGUGCAGUGAUGCUCCAUCCCAUGAUAAGGCAAUGCUUCCCUUGGUAUUGGCCAGGCAUAGGCAAACUCGGCCCUCCAGAUGUUUUGAGACUAUAAUUCCCACCAUCCCUGACCACUGGUCCUAUUAGCUAGGGGUGAUGGGAGUUGUAGUCCCAAAACAUCUGGAGGGCCGAUGUUUGCCUAUGCCUGGUUUUGGCUGAUGGCAAGCGGUGCUUCAACUUCCUUGUUCACCGGGUGCUUAAGAGUGUGAUUGUUUUGUUGGACUCAGGUAGAGGAAGGUGUCAUCAGGCAUGUUUAUCAACAGAAUAUGUAUAUAUAUAUCCCCUCUCUCCCUUUACAGGAUCUGUAAAGUUUGAAAAGUGAAGGAGGCAAGAUAUCUAGGGAGUCCUGAUUUUGGUACAAUUCAGCUGCGAUGGGUAAAGAAAAGAAGAGAGACAGUAAGAAAGGAGAAAAGUCUUUGCCUCCUCCUCCCGCACACGAGCCCUCAGUAGAACCUGCUACUUCUGUACAGAACAUCCCACCGGCUGUAAAUCAAGUGGAUGAACAGGCAGCAGCCCAAACAGUUCCCCAAGAAGAGGUGAAAGAGGCAGUGGCACUUCCACCCCCAGAACCCAUUGAGUAUGAGGAGCCGAUUCUGACUCAGCUCAUUGUUGAAAGGUAAACUAGAAGGACUGGGGUGGGGGGUGGAGGACUUGGACUUAGACUAUGUAUGUGUGGCUGGUAAAGGUAAAGGUAAAGGGACCCCUGACCAUUAGGUCCAGUCAUGGACGACUCUGGGGUUGCGGUGCUCAUCUCGCUUUACUGGCCGAGGGAGCCAGCGUACAGCUUCUGGGUCAUGUGGCCAGCAUGACUAAGCUGCUUCUGGCGAACCAGAGCAGCACAUGGAAACGCUGUUUACCUUCCCGCUGGAUCGGUACCUAUUUAUCUACUUGCACUCUGACGUGCUUUUGAACUGCUAGGUUGGCAGGAGCAGGGACUGAGCAACGGGAGCUCACCCCGUCGUGGGAAUUUGAACCACCAACCUUCUGAUCGGCAAGCCCUAGGUUCUGUAGUUUAACCCACAGUGCUACCCGCGUGCCUGUGUGGCUGGUACCUAAGGUUAAUAACAGGCUUAAAUUUAUCAAGUUCAUGGCAAAGGCAUACAUUUAAAGAACUCUCAUACUACUUUAAUAGCUCCUUCAAAGCAUCCUGGGAAAUGUAGCUCUAUGAGGGGUGUCCUAACAACACUUUGCACCCUUAGCAAACUACAUUUCCCAGGAUUCUUUGUGGGGGUAUGACUGUUAAAUAGUACUUUGUACUUUAUACUACUGUUAUAGUAGUAUAAAGAUGGUUUACAUGGCAUUGAAGAUGCGAUCUUGCAAUUUACUAGCUAAUUCGAGGCUGUGUCCUCUUCUUUCUGGCAGUGUAAACAGAGCAAGGUAAUUAUAAUAUAAUAAUUAUAAUAUAUGUUUUUUGAGUUUAUUUGCUAAUAUAUCCCCUACUUUAGGGUUGACAUAUUUCAAAAAGUAAAAAAACCAGGACACUACAUUUCAGAAAUUCCCCCCGGAUAUCAAUUCUGCCUUUGAAAUCCCGGAUGUAUGGAAGACCUACCCUACUUUAAUCCAAGGGCUCAGGGCAAUUUGUAAAUUUCAGACAAAUAUAAAAUGAUUGUGCCCACUUUGAGAUUGGGAAUCUACUUAAUUAGAUGACUCUGUGCUGGUUUCUGAGUGAGAGUUGUUGUAUUUUUGCGUACCUUAAUGCCCUAAGGCAAUAUUUUUCAUCCCUGCAUCUGCUGGGGGUUCCAUUCCAUUUUGCAACCUUACACCUCCAAGACUUCAGUGAUGUUAGAAUGAAUAAUUAGUACCAAGUUUUAUCUUUGAAUCUGUAAAUGUUAAAAUAAAUUACUCAUUCUCUGUUUUUGCUCCGUUUUUUCCCUUUAUUGGGGAAGCAGGGAGAGUGGGAUGGCCUUCUGCAGAAUGCCACAACUUGUUGCAGAAGUUUCUCAACCCCCAAAGAGUAACCCCCCCCCCACUAUUUAAAGGGGUCAUGUGUGUGUGUGUAAGUAACUACAUUUAAGUGAAAACUUUACUAGUUACACCUUCUCCACCACUGAUGUACCCUGGUGAGAAAAGUUGUUUUACAAUUUGAUAUAGAUUAAUGCUUCUAUUUCAUGCUCGAAAUUAUUUUGUCUGCUCAUUAUAUGGAUUUAUUCAAUACCAGUUAAUUUUAAUCUUAAGAAUUUCCACCCUUUGUAGCUAUGAAGGAGAAAAAAUCUGUGGGUUAUAUGAGGGAGAAGGAACAGCUUGUUUUCAAGGAGGCAAUGUAUACAAGGUGAGUACAUUUGAUGGUGGGCUCUGUAUGUAUGUUUUUUUGGGGGGGGAGGGUGACCCGAACCUGUGAGAUAGGCUCAGAUUAUUGCUUUUACUACUCCGUGGCUGUAGUGGUGUCAUUACCAAGAAGCUGCUAGUGUUAGACUCUAGAUUUAAGUUGUCCCUCAGGCAGCAAAUGUGAGUUAAGGUCAUUUCCACACCAUACCUUUAAAGAACUCUUAUGCUAUUUUAACACUCACAUCUUCCUCCAAAGAAUCCUGGGAACUCUAGUUUGUUAAGAGUCUCCAAAUAAUUCCCAGCACUAACAAACUACAGUUCCCAGGAUUCUUUGGAGAAAGACAUGAGUGUUAAAAUAGUAUUUCUAUACCGCCCUUCAUCUGAGGAUCACAGAGCUGUUUAUAAUAUAAUACAAUCUCUCUCCAGGGUUUCAGACAGGACUGUUUCUUAGCCCCCACCCCCCCAGAAAUUCUCUUUCAGGUGUUUAGAUAUCCCUAUUUUCCUACUGUUUUGUUGUUUGGAAGUUGACAAAACACAGCUAUAUAAAUCAUCACAAACUGCUAUAAUUAUAAUUCUUAGCUAAAUCUUUUAAGCUUUUAUGGUGUUUUAUUUCUCUGGAUAUGUAUUUUAAGUACACUUAAUUAUUAUAUUGAUUGUUAACCCCAGAUCAAUUGCUUUUAUUGUUUAUGUAGAGAAUUAUGCAGAAAUUCUGGUUUAAAUAUGUUGGCCAUUGGCUGUAAUAAACACUGAUUGAUUGAUUGAUUGAUUGAUUGGUUGGUUGAAAUCUGUGUUUCAUUUUGAAGGGCAUGUUUUCUGAAGGCCUCAUGCAUGGACAAGGAACAUACACGUGGGCUGAUGGAGUGAAGUAUGAGGUAAAGUAUCAUGUUAAAUGGAGCAUCAUUGCAACUACCUUGACGGCCCUUAACUUGCAAGUACAUAUCUUAGACUCUUGGCCAAAGGAUAAUUUCCAUAUGCGUAUAUUAAAUCUUAUGUCUGUGCUUGUUUGUAGUGAUAAACCGAGAACCUGGGCUUAAUAAACCAUACUUUUCAAUUUUUAAAAGAAAAGGUAUAAUGCAUAAAUUUCCAGGUAAAACAAGAGAUCUCUUGUUCUAGCUGUGAAUCUCUUUUGUCCCUCCCCUCACCCCUCUCUCUAGGGAAACUUUGUGAAGAACCUACAAAUGCAUCAUGGCAGUUACACCUGGCCGGAUGGCAGCGUCUAUGACGGAGAGGUAAAGAGCGGGAUCAGGCAUGGCUUUGGCAUGUACAAGUGUGGCACCUACCCUGUUUCGUACAUCGGCCAGUGGGUCGAAGGCAAAAGGCAUGGCAAGGUAAGUAAAGCACCAUGGCUGAAGCAUCGCCUGGAUUGCUGGGGCAGGAAAAUCUCUGCUGUCCCGUCCUCAGAGCUGCUACCAAGUCUAGACACAGAUUUAAGAAUUGCUGAGUUGCCUGAAAGGGGAGAGACUCCAUCAGGCAAGGCCUCCUUCCACCUGCCUUGCCCCACCCUCUAGUCUCUGCUUCUCAAUUUGUAUUGUAUUAUUUUAUGUUCUGAGGCUUGCUGUUGUUUUAUUGAUUAUAGUUUAGAAAUUAUUUAUUGUAACUGUUCAGUGAAUUUCUGUUUAACUUUUAUAUGUUAUUAUUAUUUAAUACUAUUCUAAUGAUUGUUGAAUGUUACUUUUUUGAUGUAGGUUGCCUAUUUUAAAGUUUCAUUAUCACAUUUUUGUAUUGCAUUAGAUUGUUAUAAGAUGUGCAUUUUUUGUUUCUUCAGCUUGUAAACCGCCUUGAGUAUUGUAAGAUAGAAAGACGGUAUACAAAUUAAAAAUGAUGGUAAUGACAAGGUGACUGAUAGCAGUCCUCCUUUCACUCUUUGUGAGUUUUCUACUUUGCGAUUGGUGUCAUAGUUAAAAAGCAAACAAAACCGGGCCAGAUCCAGGCUUGUGGGGGCUCUUGGCCUCUUCUGGACCCCCUGUUAGGGAGACUUACCUUUUAAUUAUGGUAGGUUAAUUAUGGUAAUUAUGGCAGCCAAGCUCCAAUGAAUGUGUGCCAGGUGUAAGGAAGCAAGAUGGCAUGGUUUCCAUUCUGACCUGUGUCAGUCAAAUGUAGCACAAUCUCCAUUCUGCUGCAUGUUGUCUUUAGACAAAAAAACCAACGUUAUUCCUCUUGCUGUCCAGUGUGGCUGAAUUUUACAUAAUUAAUACGCUUCCACCCCCAUUUCAUUCAUUUCAGUGCAAAGGAAAUGCAAAUAUGGAAACGGUAAUCAGUUACAUAUUGUCCGUAGACAACAACAAUGGUCAGUACUAAUCAUAUUUGCAGGACUGAUUUCCAUUCCAGCAUGCUUCCUUCCAACACCACUACCUCACAAGCUGGUUUUGAAAUUGGGCAAAUCUAACUGUUUUGGUUUCUCAGUUUUUCCCAGCCUUUGGUUCUCCAUAUUUCCACAUUAGUUUACAGUCCUCCUGAAAAAUCAUGACCAUUUUAAUGCUGUUUUCUCCUAACCUGCACUUUUUUGUAUGCAUUUUUUUUCCUGACAUGCAUACAGUAUAAUGAGCUUUUGGGUGUCAUUUUCAUGGAUACAUACAUUUAUAAUGCACACUUUACCUUAGUACAUGCAAAUGCUUAGGCACUGGUUGAUUAAUGCGCUUGUAUGAUGUGCUUUCAGGGCACCAUUUAUUACAACAGGGAAGGUUCUUCCUGGUAUGAAGGUGACUUCGUAUACAAUGUAAAAAGUGGAUGGGGAAUAAGAUGGUAAGUUUUAGAACCUUUCUGAUUCAGCAGAUCUUUGGACACAUAUCAGCAGGACACAUAUCUGCAGGAAACUCACAUUUUCAUUUAUUACAUGUGCAUCAAGGAAGCCAAGGUACCCUCUGUUGGAUUUCCCUGUUAUGUCCUCAUAACAGCCCUGUGAGGUAGGCUAAAUGGAGAGAUUGAGGACCAAACCACAUAUUAUCAUGAUUGCAUGUUCAAAACAAUAUACAGUGGUACCUCGGGUUACAGAUGCUUCAGGUUACAGACGCUUCAGGUUACAGACUCCGCUAACCCAGAAAUAGUACCUUGGGUUAAGAACUUUGCUUCAGGAUGAGAACAGAAAUCACGCAGUAGUGGCGUGGCAGCAGUGGGAGGCCCCAUUAGCUAAAGUGGUGCUUCAGGUUAAGAACAGUUUUAGGUUAAGAACGGACCUCCGGAACGAAUUAAGUACGUAACCAGAGGUACCACUAUAUUUGCGAUGGGCCACACAUUUAUUUUAACAGAAACCAACAAUAAUGGCCUUUGCAACUGGAUUUUGUUUGUUUGUUUAACAUAGAAUGAUGACCAGUCUUAAAGAAACCACCAAGGCAACUUGUGAUUUGGCCUAAGAUUUGCCAAAAGUGAGCUUCUUGGCUGAGCAGAAUUCAUAGUUUCCUCAGUCACUAUCCCACAAUUACAUAUUAGGUAUCCUAAACGUGAAUCAAGUUGAAAUGCGCUAACUGUCAAAUAUGGUGUUAUGCGUUUGGUUGGGCUAUCUUAAAUACUGUGGGUAGCCAAGGACUAAUGAAAAAAUAAUACUGGAGACCUCUCUCCCACCUUUGGAAUGUAAAACCCAUCAGAGUUUGGGAAGGUGGCAUCUUGGGAAGCUUUUCAUUUUAUAUGCACUUUAAAAAAAAUAAUGCAAAUACUGUAGCAGCUACUGAUUGAGGGGAGCAGUAAUUAUCGGGAUUGAAGCAGGUGAGGAGGGAGUAUUUAACCUUUUCUUCCUUGCUGCAAUGAAAAUUACUCCUCCAAGGUUGCUGUUUGCAUUGGGAGUGAAUCUAGUGACCUUCCAAGGUAGACUUCCUAUAAACAUGGAGGUUCCGCUCAGCUUUUAUUGGUAAUAUACUUCUCCUCCACUGUAAUUUUCUCUUUCCCCCUUUUAAAGCCAUCUGCUGGUAGCUGCAUCACAUCUUGGGGAAAUGACUUCACAUCAUCCAGAAAUGACUUUAUGAAAUGUCAGUCUAUUUUAAAACAAUAUUCGUUGGGAUUGCCAACUCUGCUUUCUUUGUUCGUUUGUUUCCUUCGUAGUUAUAAAUCUGGAAAUAUCUAUGAAGGCCAGUGGGAGAGGGACAUGCGUCAUGGAGAAGGGCGGAUGAGGUGGCUCACGACGAAUCAGGAAUAUACCGGGCAGUGGGUUAAUGGCAUACAGGUAGGGCUGAACUACUUGGAUGUUAAAGUGGUACAGGUUAUUUUUUUUGUGUGGAAUUGUGGGAAGGAAUGUGGAAAUAACUAAAUUAAUGGUUCUUAUUACCCUGAGUAGUACCGAGUUAAAAACCAAAGAGGAAUGUAAAUGGGUAAAAUUGAUGGUAAUUGCAGCCAGACAGGUUAUAGCGAGUAAUUGGAAAAAUGCAGAAGAGUUAGGGGUGAACCAAUGGAGGAAAAAACUGAAUAAUAUUCUAAUUUUAGAAUACCUAACUGUGAAGAUACACAGAAUGAAAGGGUUUAAGGUCAGUGAGAAAGAGGAGGGUUAGUUUGAGAAGAUAUUGAAUUAUUUGGGUAGGUUUGAACAAUAUGGGGCAUUAAAAUGUUAAAAGUUAAAUAAACCUUGUGGAGGGAGGAGUGUUAAGGUAUAUAGAAGUGUACAUAUGGUUGAUUUGAAUAUGUUAUUAUUGAAUAUUAUUGAAUAUGUAUAUUAUUGAAUAUGUAUACCCAAUGUAUCAGCUGCCCGGGGGGGGUUUCACUGUUUGUGUUUUGGUGGUAGGUAAAAAGUAAAAUAUUUUUAAAAGUGGUACAGAUAGGACUCAAGUAAACAUUAGAUUAAUUGUGUGACUUGGAGCCACAUCAGGGUUUUGUUUUUAAAUCCUCUCCAUGGGAGGGCAAUUUCCAUUAGCCUGCAGUGUGGAGGGGUAGGAGAUCCAUCUCUUUCUUCUGCACCCAAUUACCUCCCGAAGCAGCAAUUGGUGAUAGAAGUAAAGCUCUCAUUAACAUAUUUGUGAAAGCUACUCGUUACACGGAUGAUCGCCAUGGCUAAUAAUUUCGCAAGGAUCAUAGGCUGUCAAAAUAGGACUACCUUGUUAAAUUGCACCCCACUUUUAGACGUGUAACUCAUGCAUGGUCCAUAUAUUAGGGUUUCCAAAACUUGGGUCUCCAGCUGUUUUUGGACUACAGUUCCCAUCAUCCCUGGCCACUGGUUCUGCUAGGUGGAAAUGAUGGGAGUUGUAGUUCAAAAACAGCUGGAGACCCAGGUUUGGAAAACCCUGGUCUAUAUGGAGAGCAGCCAUCUUUCUUAAGUGGAAUUUUACAGAAACCAGGAAUGCUCCUAACUGACACACUCUAAAUCAGAGAUAGGGAACUUCUGGCUUUCCUGAUGUUCUUUGACUCCAGUUCCAAUCAUCCAUGGACCAUUGGCCAUGUUGGCUUGGACUGAUGGGAUUUGGAGUCCAGCGGCAUCUUGACGUUCCUCAUCUAGCUUCUACCAUAUUCUCUGGUUAAGUUGGGAAUUCUUGGGAAGUUGGGACGUCAUUACUUCAACCAAAGGCGUUCUUGAAGCAAUGUUGCAAUGCAACAGAUAAUCUGUUCCACAGUGCUCCUUGGUGUUGUUCACCUAAUUCACCUAAGCAUUGGCUCCCAGUACGUUUCCGAGCACGAUUCAAAGUGUUGGUGCUGACCUUUAAAGCCCUAAACAGCCUCGGUCCAGUAUACCUGAAGGAGCCUCUCCACCCCCAUCGUUCAGGCUGGACACUGAGAUCCAGCGCCGAGGGCCUUCUGGCAGUUCCCUCAUUGCGAGAAGUGAGGCUACAGGGAACCAGACAGAGGGCCUUCUCGGUAGUGGCGCCCGCCCUGUAGAACACCCUCCCAUCAGAUGUCAAAGAGAUAAACAACUACCUAACAUUCAGAAGACAUCUUAAGGCAGCCCUGUUUAGGGAAGUUUUUAAUAUUUAACGCUGUACUGUUUUUAACACUUGAUUGGGAGCCGCCCAGAGUGGCUGGGGAAACUCAGCCAGAUGGGCGGGGUAUAAAUAAUAAAUUAUUAUUAUUAUUAUUAUUAUUAAUUAAUUAUUAAUUAUUAAAAUUAUAAUUCUAGUGCACUCGCUGAGAGUUGGUUUUUUAAAAUCUUUUUCAGCACGGCUAUGGUACCCACACUUGGUAUCUGAAGAGAAUACCCGGAUCACAAUACCCCCUAAGGAAUGAAUACGUGGGAGAUUUCGUCAAUGGGGACCGCCAUGGACACGGGAAGUUCUUCUUUGCCAGUGGAGCAAUGUAUGAUGGGCAGUGGGUUCACAAUAAGAAGCAAGGCAUGGUAAGAUUUGGGGUAUGGAAAGCUCAGAAACAUGGCAUGAAACCUCAGCCUCCUCACUGGAACUGUAAAACAAGUGUUGCUGCAGAAUAAAGGGUUAAAUAGAGCAUUGGCAAAGCCUCUAUAUCUAUCCAUCAAUAGCUAGUUCUCAGCAUUCUGUUGCAAUGCAGUGUGGCCCACAGAACCCUGCCUACAAUGAUGCUAACUGGUGUGUAGUUGGCCUGUUUUUAUCUCUGCCAUUGGGGACAUAAAUUUCCCUUUCCCCCCCUUCAGGGUAAGCUUGUGUUCAAGAAUGGCCGUGUCUAUGAAGGCGAAUUUAUCGAUGACCAUAUGGCAGAAUAUCCAUCUUUUCAAAUUGACAUCAUGAAUAACCAAGAUCUGAGUGGCAUUCGGACGACGAGUCCCUUUGGCACUGGUGAGGAGCCUGAAGUGUGGCGGAAAGUAAUUUGGGUGUGUAGCACCUUGGACCCUCCAAGAAGUUGCUGAACUACAACUCCCCACAGCGCCAGUAAGCAUGGCCAACGGCCAUGAAUGAUGGGAGCAGCAGUUCAGCAACAUCUAGAAGACUAAAGGCCCCUCGCACCUGGACUAAAGUGAGGGCAGCUGGAGUUAAAAUGCAUUUAAAAAAUGUAUUUUAUGAGAGUGAAUAUGUUUAGAAAUGCACAUUUUUGUGAGGAUUUCAGUAUCGUAUGUGUGGAGUAGAAUUAUGGUGGACACCAGUGUUGUGUGGUGAAUUUUUUCUUAGGGGAACAGUUAGGAACAGAGGCGCCAGCUUACGAGGGCAAUUACGGGGGUGUUGCAGGCUUGAGCCUCGCACCUCCCUCCCUAAGCUAGACAGAAGCUUCCCGGGCUUUGGGAAGGAGAUGCUAGGGGAACAUUUAGGGGGCUGGCCUUGUCCCCCUAGUCCACUGACCACACGCCACUGGUGAACACAGGCAACACAACGUCAACUCGAGAAAGGUUAAUAGCGCAAUCCUUUUUCUUUCUUUUCAAAAUCAUUUUUAUUUGAUUUUUCAAAUAUAAAUUUACAACAAAAUCAAUCACAAAUCCAUACAAAGAGAUUUCUCUGAAUCGCAAGACUCCAUCCCCUCCAUGGGUCCUAAUUUCAAUGCUUACAACUGCAUAUCAAUCCGUUCUCCACAUUUUUGUCCAUCUCGUUUAUCCAUAGUAUUUGUUACUUUACAAGCGAGAUUAAAAUCCUGCUCAUGUUUCCAUUUGCUUACAAUGGCCUCUUAAAUAAAUUGUAACCCCCAUUCUUUUUUAAAGUUCUUGUCCUCUUGCUUCCUGAGCUUCCCAGUUAGUCUUGCCAUUUCAGCAUAGUUCAUCAACUUGGUUUGCCAUUCUUCCCUGGUCGAGAUUGUUUCUUCUUUCCAUCUCUGGGCUAAUAACAUCCGUACGGCCAUUGUCGCAUACAUAAAUAGUAUUUUCUGAUCCUUUGGAAUCUCGGUACCUAUAAUUCCUAAUAAAAAAGCUUCUGGUUUUCAAAGGAACGUUAUUUUAAACAUCCCCCCCCCCAGUUCAUUAUAUAUCAUAUCCCAAAAGGUUUUUAUUACCUUACACGACCCCCAGAUAUGAUAAAAGGUACAUUCUUUUUCUUUACGUUUCCAGCAGGUAUUUGUGCUUGCUCUGUACAUUUUUGAAUAGCGCAAUCCUAACCAUGCCUGCUCAUUCCUGUUGAAUUCAAUAGGUCUUGCUCCCAGGUAAAUGAGGUUAAGAUUGCAGCUUGAUUAAUCCAUUAGGUGUCCACCGGGGUCCUCAGGUCUGCUUGUGCCGAUGUUGCUCUUUAAAUUUUUGUAACAAAUAAUUCUCAGAUUGAUUUCUUUCCUCCCACCGCCUGCCCCACUGCGAAGAAAGUAUCAAAGUUGUUGAUGGCCCAGAUAGUACAUCUGCGCUGGGAACGAAUAUAGAAAUAGAUAUAUCAACUUUGUUGGCUAUAUUUCCAGAAGAAAACAGGGAAGAAGAAAUCAAACAGGUAAAAGGGCUUUACAUUUAUGAUUUUUUUUUUAAAAAACGAUUUUUAAUUUCAAGGAACAAAACAUACCCGUACAAGAAAAAUAUAGCUUGGUAGUUGUACAGAAAAGAAAGAAAAAUAGAGGCUGAUGGUUGUAGUUUUUAGACCUACCAAAAAAGGCAAUGAAAUGAAGGUUCCAUGAGUUGAUGGAGGGUGAAAACCGUAUUUGAUUGCCUUAACAAAAUCAAUAAUAUGAUACCAGGUUGUACAGAACAGGCAUGUCCAACUAGUCGAUCAUGAUCUACUGGUUGAUCGCGGGAUGUCCAUGGUCGAUCCUGUGAUCCUUAGCGACACCCCCCCCCAAAAAGAGCUCAACAACUUUGCCUGUCAAUGACAAUGGGUAGAUCACAGGCGGCAUUAUUAUACUGUGAGUAGAUUGCAGUCUUUUGGGAGUUGGACGUGCCUGGUAUAGAGGUGUGAGUCUUCCCUUCAUGCAGUGUUGGAAAUGUAAACCUUCAAUCUCUCUGUCAGUCCGUCCAUCUCUUAAUAUCUGGGCAGGAUUCACCCACCAGCCCUAUUGGUGGACCUCUGCUUGUGCAAUAUGGCUUUCCCUCCACUCUCCCCCAACACCCCUUAAAAUUAUCUCUGCAUGGGGUCAGGAAAUCGCCCAGAACAGCACACUGGAGCAGGAGAUCAUUUGUUCUGGCAGACUGAAAUGCUUGAGCUGAUGGAACAUUCAAUGUAGCACAUCAUUGAAAUCCUCCUUUAGUCUUAAUUAUUGCUACUGAUCAUAGAGUUUUCAAGGUAGACUACAAAAGGGACAAUAAUAAUAGUAAGAUAACACAGAGACACAAUUAAUGCGUAGAAAAACCCUUUCCCCAAAGAGCUUCAUUAAUAAGUCAGGCUGGCAAAUAUUAAUAAAUAUGAGGUAUAUAAAUACAAAUAUAUUUUAUUAUACAUAUCUAGCUUAUUUAAUACGACAAAAUACUUAUACUUUUUUAUUACCGAUUUUCUAUAGAAAACUAUAUAUAUUUGUCUCCAGACAGAGUUUGCUGUAUUGAGAUAUAUCUCGGAACUGAGGCGAAUCUACACCUUCUACAGCAGCUUAGGAUAUGACCAUUCUCUUGAUAACACUUUCCUGAUGACGAAGCUUCAGUUCUGGCGAUUUCUAAAGGACUGCAGAUUCCACCACUGCAACCUUACGCUUGCUGACAUGGAUAGGAUCCUGAAUGGUUUGCAUUCCUAAUAGAAUAGACUGUCCAUGUUAUUUUAGUAGUGGCAGAGCAGCAACCAAUAAGCAUGGGUAAAUAGCCCAUUUGCAACUUAAUGAAGCCAACGCCUUGCGUUGAAGUUCAAUGAUUGGCCCAGUUCGCAUGUGUCACUAAAUCAUGGUGUGGCGGUAAAUGGAAGAGCCUCCACAAGUUUAAGCAAAGCCUUAGGUUUGUGUGUGUACACACACACACACACACACACACACACACAGUCACCCCACAUGUCCCAAUCAGGGGGUUGGAUCCUGCCUGUCGUUGGCUCUGGCUUCACCUGCUGUUGGUUUCCCUUGCUUCUGCCCUACCAGUCCCGAUGGGCACAAGCCACCACCACGUGGGGUGAGCCUCAUAUUAUGCCUUUACUUUUGGUACAGUUCUCUUGCUAUUGUUCAGUUAGUGUAGCCGGUAAUCCAUACUGGAUGGAAGGGAUAUAACUGUUUUAUGUGCAUGACAUAAGUCAGUUUUCAGAAUGUCUUUACCCUAAAAUAAUUAUAAUUAAUUACACAAAACAUAAAAUACACACCAAGAUUUUCAGUUAAAGUCAGGAAUGAAAACAAGUUGACCUAAAAAAACAACAACUCGUUAGAACUCUACCUCUGCAUUGCUCACUGUAUACAGUACAGUGUUUCUGUUUGUUUUUCAGAUAAAACAUUACUUGAAGAGAUUCACUCUCCAUAUGAGACUUUGCUACUCCGAAUGUUUUUGACAUAUCUCAUCUAUUUGUCCUUCCACAUCUAUCAUAAGGAGUUUGAGUAAGUGGCUUGUCCAUCAGCUAAGGUAGCGUCGAACCUGAGAAUAGUUUGCUGAAAAGUCACCAGUUUAAAAUCUCAACACAAGGCACCUCCAGGCUGUCAGUAGGUUGCUGGAGGGGUUCAAGUGUAUAUUGGAUAAUUAGAAUUGUGCCAUUAAAGUAGAUUAAAGUGCUGUGUUGCCCUAGGUCAAAAAAAUCCAUUUCUGAAAAAUAGACUUCUAGGAUUUUGGAAAGUGACAGGUAAUUGCCUUGAAAAGUGUUGAAUGAGCAAAUGAUUAAUGGGAAGAUGUACAAACACUCCACAAGCAAAUCAGGAUUAAUGCUUGUCAUGGAACUUCCCUGCAAACAAAUUGGAACGAAUGUUCAAUUCAGUUUUUAAAAUGAUUUAUUUGAUUCUUCCAACAUAUAACAUGUACACACAGAGACACACAAAAUAAUAUAUAUAAUAAAGUAAAACGGGCACAAGGUUUGAAGCAUAAAGACUCUUUUGAAACUGACUGGUAUGGCUUUAUUAUAUAUGUUCUUAGAAUGAAGACAAAGAACAUUAUAAAACCUUUUGCUUAAUGUAAACUGUUGAUUGCCUUCUAUAUAAACGGUUGCACACGAUAGGAACUGAGAACGUUGUUUGGAUGUUCCUUCGGAUGCAAUGCCCAACUCCCAUCUUCUGGAUUAGGGAGGGAUAGUUUCUAAAAAAUUAUUGUUUUUGGAUCCAUAAAUAGUCAACAUAGUUUUAAAAAAACAAAACAAAAAUAACCAAACCAAUUAGCUGAUGAAAAACUGCAGCCCUACAACACAUAACUCUAAAAUGCAAUCUCUUCUGAAUUUCUGAAACCUGUUUCCUCCGCAUAUCGCAGUAGUGACUGCUAUAUCGAAUUACUGUUUUAACUCCAGCAAUACGAGUCCCCGCCUCUUCAAGUGCUUCUGCAAGCUGAUGGUCAAGAAUAUCUGUCCUAACGCCUGCCAAAUAAAAGGUGGGCUAUGCAUUUUGGUUUGGUUUGGAUUCCUACAUUUCCCCAGAUUUCAUUUACGCACAGAUGUUUGGGCCUUUUUCAUCAUCUGGCUCUUCUCCCCCCCUGCCCCCGUUUGCCUCUGCAGGCAUCUUGUUCAGCGACCGGCAACAAACAGUCUACGCUAUCAAUUACAUUGACAAGUGUUGGGAGAUAUUCAGGGCCUUUUGUCGACCAAAUCCCGUUGCUCCGUACGAACCGACCAUGAAGAUGAGGCACUUCCUCUGGAUGCUGAAAGUAAUCACCAUCUCAAGGAUUUAUUUCGGGUCUUGUUAGUGACGGAUGUUAUCUGUCAGUGUUGGUUCAUCUCAGGUUCUCAUUUUUCCUGUCAUCCAUUCUCUGCAUUUCCACAUCAGUUUGUUACAGUGGUGCCCCGCAAGACGAAUGCCUCGCAAGACGAAAAACUCGCUAGACGAAAGGGUUUUUUGUUUUUUGAGCUGCUUCGCAAGACGAUUUUCCCUAUGGGCUUGCUUCGCAAGACGGAAACGUCUUGCAAGUUUGUUUCCUUUUUCUUAACACUGUUAAUACAGUUGUGACUUGACUUCAAGGAGCAACUCAUAGAACGCGGUGUGGUAGCAUUUUUGAGGUUUUUAAAGACUUUGGUGAUUUUUGAAGCUUUUCCAAAACUUUCCCGACACCGUGCUUCGCAAGACGAAAAAAAUCGCAAACCGACAAAACUCGCGGAACGAAUUAAUUUCGUCUUGCUAGGCACCACUGUAUUUUGGUAUUUUUUUUAAAAGCCCUCAUGAAAAUUAUCAAUAUUUUAGCACAAAUUUCUCAUACUAUACAAUUGCAUAGAAUUUUUUCAGUUUUUGUAUGCAAUGGCGGCCUAAUAUACACAUUUUCACAAAGCAUGUUUAACCUAAUAUCGGCAUGUUUUCACAAAUAUAUGCCUUCGUAUUUACAGCUUAUUGUAGCUUUUGCAUUUUUAACACAUUUUGGCCCAUGUAUCAUUUGGGAGAACAUGAACUAGGUAGCAGCACAUGCCAAAUUGAGAAAUUUGGAUAACACUAACCAUUUUGUUGUUGUCGCUUCAUUCUCCAGGAUUUAAGACUCGUAAGCAAGCAGUUAACCGCUACCAAAAUUGUGAAUAUACUGGCCAAAGACAGCCCUUGUGUGCGUGAUGGAGAUGACACUAACUUAGAACAUGAGGUAUAUGUAUUUCGGGAAAGUGUGGGGAAAUAUGGUCUGGGUGUAAAUUUCUGCGGCUACACUGAAAAGAGCCAAUCCACUUCAGGAGCUGGUUGGGCUUGGACUGUCCUUCGCCCAGAAGGAACUUUGUUUAAGAACAAAAGCUUUUGCUAGUUAAUCAAUAUGAUGAGUCAUAUAAGAUUCUAAUGUAGAGCUGAGCCACUCCAAGUGGGACUUUGGGCGAGUGAAAUUAAACUGCCCCAUUUGCUUUUUCCUGGCAUCUGUUCCAUGAUCCGGCCAGCAUCAAUUGCCCACCAGGCAUCAUUCCCCCUUCUACCACAAAGAUCCAGAAGCAUGGUCCUCACUCUGAUUUGGCAUCGUUAUUGUUAAGUUGUGGGUGAACAUAUCAGACGACACAGCGAUUCUUCAAACAGCUCUUGUUUAUUCACAGGCCAGAACAGAACUGAACUGAAGGGUUCAUUAUUAAUGAUUCUGGAGCAGAUCAUUAUUAAUGAUUCUGGAGCAGAUCAUUAAGCAAACAGUCUGUGAGCACCUAGAAAGGAAUGCUGUGAUCACCAAUAGUCAGCAUGGAUUUCUGAAAAAUAAGUCAUGCCAGACUAACCUGAUCUCGUUUUUUGACAGAAUUACAAGUCUGGUAGAUGAAGGGAACGCAGUGGAUGUAGCCUACCUUGAUUUCAGCAAGGCAUUUGACAAGGUGCACCAUGAUAUUCUUGUAAAGAAGCUGGUAAAAUGCGGUCUUGACUAUGCUACCACUCAGUGGAUUUGUAACUGGCUGACUGACCGAACCCAAAGGGUGCUCAUCAAUGGCUCCUCUUCAUCCUGGAGAAGAGUGACUAGUGGGGUGCCACAGGGUUCUGUCUUGGGCCCGGUCUUAUUCAACAUCUUUAUCAAUGACUUGGAUGAUGGACUCAAGGGCAUUCUGAUCAAAUUUGCAGAUGACACCAAACUGGGAGGGGUGGCUAACACCCCAGAGGACAGGAUCACACUUCAAAACAACCUUGACAGAUUAGAGAACUGGGCAAAAACAAACAAGAUGAAUUUUAACAAGGAGAAAUGUAAAGUAUUGCACUUGGGCAAAAAAAUGAGAGGCACAAAUACAAGAUGGGUGACACCUGGCUUGAGAGCAGUACAUGUGAAAAGGAUCUAGGAGUCUUGGUUGACCACAAACUUGACAUGAGCCAACAGUGUGACGCGGCAGCUAAAAAAGCCAAUGCAAUUCUGGGCCUCAUCAAUAGGAGUAUAGCAUCUAGAUCAAGGGAAGUAAUAGUGCCACUGUAUUCUGCUCUGGUCAGACCUCACUUGGAGUACUGUAUCCAGUUCUGGGCACCACAGUUCAAGAAGGACACUGACAAACUGGAACGUGUCCAGAGGAGGGCAACCAAAAUGGUCAAAGGCAACCAAAAUGGUCAAAGGCCUGGAAACAAUGCCUUAUGAGGAACGGCUAAGGGAGCUGGGCAUGUUUAGCCUGGAGAAGAGGAGGUUAAGGGGUGAUAUGAUAGCCAUGUUCAAAUAUAUAAAAGGAUGUCACAUAGAGGAGGGAGAAAGGUUGUUUUCUGCUGCUCCAGAGAAGCGGACACGGAGCAAUGGAUCCAAACUACAAGAAAGAAGAUUCCACCUAAACGUUAGGAAGAACUUCCUGACAGUAAGAGCUGUUCGACAGUGGAAUUUGCUGCCAAGGAGUGUGGUGGAGUCUCCUUCUUUGGAGGUCUUUAAGCAGAGGCUUGACAACCAUAUGUCAGGAGUGCUCUGAUGGUGUUUCCUGCUUGGCAGGGGGUUGGACUCGAUGGCCCUUGUGGUCUCUUUCAACUCUAUGAUUCUAUGAUUCUAUGGUUCAGUCAGCCUGCUUAUAUAGAGCUCCAGUACAAUGUAACUGUAACAAUUUUCUAAAACUAUCCGAUCACUGAACGUCACUUUCGAUCCCUUAUUUGCAUAACUAUCUACAGUAUCCCCCUGCUGACCCAGGGUGAGAACUUCAGUACAUAACAGUUAUGAUGCCAUGUCAUCAUGUGGUGCUGCCUUGAUGAGGCAAUCAGAGUGAGGGCUGUGCUUCCUGCCUUAUCUUGAGAGCUUUGCAAGGAAACAACAUACCUGUCAGCAACCAGAUAGCCCAUGGGUAGGCAAACUAAGGCCCAGGGGCCAGAUCCGGCCCAAUCGCCUUCUCAAUCUGGCCUGCGGAUGGUCCGGGAAUCAGCGUGUUUUUACAUGAGUAGAAUGUGUCCUUUUAUUUAAAAUGCACCUCUGGGUUAUUUGUGGGGCCUGCCUGGUGUUUUUAUAUGAAUAGAAUGUGUCCUUUUAUUUAAAAUGCAUCUCUGGGUUAUUUGUGGGGCCUGCCUGGUGUUUUUACAUGAGUAGAAUGUGUGCUUUUUUUUUUCCCUUCUUCUCUUAUUUUUGUAAUAUGUCGAAACUUUAAUAAAUAUUUUAGAAUGUGUGCUUUUAUUUAAAAUACAUCUCUGGGUUAUUUGUGGGGCAUAGGAAUUCGUUCAUUCCCCCCCAAUAUAGUCCGACCCCCCACAAGGUCUGAAGGACAGUGGACCGGUCCCCCACAGGUUGAGAACCACUGAACAACAAGCAAUAACUCAGUGAUGUGAGACCUCUUGAAGGUCCAUCACUGGAACCCACAGUGAAGUAAUCUCAGACUCCAGAUUGGCUCCACCCAUCCAGGCUUCUCAUUGGACCCUCCUAGGUUGGAAAGGGCUAUGAAGAAUUUCCUGGUCAUACCGCAUCCCUGAGCAACAAUGAUUGUCCUACAUCUGGUGUCUUUUGGCGUGUUCCUCAGCGCUGACUCCUGGUUCGAACGCCGAACACAAUUGCUGACCUGGCUCCUCUCUGACAGCUGCUUGCAGCUCAGCUGUUUCACAGGUCCCUAGUUAGGACCCCUCCAGGAAUAUUUUGCCACAUGUUCUCGGUGGAUUAGCGGUGGGUUUAUUCCAAUUUGGUUUGUUCUGCAGCGCUUCUCCAGUGCAGCCAAAUUAUUGCUGUCUGGAGGGGCUGUAGUGCAACAGAAGAAGGACAAAAAUAAACCAGAACUUUUGUGGACUAAAAAGUAAGUGGAUUUCAGCAGGAAAGACAUGCACUGGUUGGAAAAGAAGCAACAUGUCCAUCCCAAAACUUUCGCAGGUACAAACGGUACUGAAAGUGGGCAUGACUAAAGAAUAUUAGGUCGUUUCGGUAGAUACGAUAUAAUGGAAUAAGUAAAGAUGAGUUGAUGAAUUUGAUGAAAUAGAGGAGGUUUAAUUAUAUUACUUCAAUUUUAAAAUAUGUAAAUGAAAAUAAGAUUAGAGGGAUUUGCUGGAAAUACGAUUUGAACAAGAAUACAAAAUUGGGAGGUGAGAGGAGGUCAAUGGAAAUAAGUAAAGGGAAAAGGAUAUGUAAAGGUUUAACCUGCUUUUGUUUUAUUUUUAACUUAAUACAUUUUUAUAUUUUUGUUAAGUUUUCUUUUUUAUUCUAUCUCAUUGUUCUUUUUACUUGUUUAUUUUUUGCUCUGUUAUGGUCAAAGUUUUCUUUGUACUCUGUAUGGCUUUUCUUUUUUUCUGUGAUUUUAAAUUUGGAAUAAAUAUUAUUUAAAAAAAAAAGAAAGAAAGUGGGCAUGACUAGUUAAUCAUAAGAAAUGUGCAAUAAAAAGUUGCCUGGAGGACCCUUUGAUCUUGUCGAUUAGAAGUGACUUGUUCUCUUCUUCCUUUGUUGUGCUACAGCUUGUUUUCCUGGAGUUUUUCGAAGCUCUGCUGGACUGUGCCCUGUUGUACGUCACCGAUGAGAUGCUGAAACAGCAAGCGGAAGAAUCCAGUCAUUCAACAAGUUCCUUCAGAACAGAUGAGUUCAUAGACCCGGCUGCUGGGCCUCCUUUGGCUCAGGACUUGUCCUCUGUUCAGGUUAGUUCUCAGAGCGUAAACAUUGACUCUCUUCGCUACAGGUAAGGGAUGAGUUAAAUGCAGCAGUAGCCUUUCACGAGGUUUGCUGGCCUCCCAAAUUGAGUUUGGGCACUUUCCGGAACGGAAGCCAGACAUAUCAAGCAAACUUAGGAUCUUCAAAGAGGGGGCAGGUUUGACAGGGUACGUUGGCCCCUUACAACCGUCAGGAACAACGCCUCAACGCCUUCCACAUCAGGAGGAUUUGGGGCAUCACAUGGCCAGACAGAAUUCCCAACAACAGUGUGUUCUCUCAAGUCCACAUUCCCAGCAGAUUUGCACUCCUGUCUUAGUGACGUCUAUGCCAGUUUGCUCAUGUCCACAGAAUGGAAGAUGGUAGGAUCCCCAGGGACGUGCUCCACGGAGAGCUGGCUUCUGAAACCAGCCCAAUCGGCAGGCCUGCUCUGCAUUACAAAGAUGUCAGUAAACAUGACACGAAGGCUGGCAACGUCACCUCCGCCAUGUGGGAAUCCCUCACGGACGACCGCAGUGCCUGGAGACGGGCAGUCAAGUCGUGUAUCCAUAGCAGUGACCAGAGGAGAAACGACCACUGGGAAGACAGCAGGGAGAAGAAACGCCAUGGUGCAUCUGCAGCAACACAGCUGGACACCUUCACCUGCCCCAGCUGCAACAAAACAUGUCUCUCCUGUAUCGGUCUUCACAGCCACAGCAGGCACUGCAGCCACCCAACAGCUUGUCCUCAACCCCAAGGCGCAUUAUUCCAUUGUCUCCUGAGACAGACAGAGGCCAACAACAACAGGCCCCUUAUGUGAAUUCUACCACUCAACAUCUUCUGGGAACGAAAAGGAGUUUAAGGCUGUCUUCAUGGACACAGUCUUGUUUUGACUUCUCCGGGCCUUAGGGUUAGAAGUUGCUGGCAGCUCAGGGGUAGGGUUAACCCUGAUCUAGAUUGACCAGUGGUCUGCCUUUGGGGGUAAGGGGGCUUCCUAUGUUCCUCUGGUGGUAAGACUCCCGGGGGCCAAAGCACUAGCAGUUCUGAGGAACUAUGAUAUCAGUAAACACCAAAUGGCGCUGACUGCUGCCAUGGAGAACGGGGGGGCAGGGGAACUGGUCACACAAGGACAGUGCAAGUUUCCUCUGCCACAGAACACAAGGACUCAUGGAACGAGCCCAUUGUGGGGGCAAAGGGCAGGCAACAUCACAAGGGUCCUAAUUUUUAAAAGGUGACUGUUAACUCAGUGAUAGGACACAGAGUUUUUUUUGUAGAAUGUCACAGGUUCAGUUUUUAAAAAAUCAGAUGACGGGAAAUACUUCUGCCUGAAAACCUGGAAGCUCAGUCGGUAGAGCAUGAAGCUCUUAACCUCAGGGUCGUGGGGCCAAAGAUUCCUUCAUUGCCGGGGGCUGGACUAGAUGACCCUCAUGGAGCCAGCUCUGUAAUUCUAUUAUGCUUCUAGGCAAUGCUGGGCUUGAUGGACAAAGGCCACAUCAGCACCAUUCAUUUAAAGCACAUUUAAAGCUCAUGGGUUCUGCUGGGAACUAUAGUUCAACCCUCACAGAGCCACAGUCCACAACACACUUCUCAAACUACAGUUGCCAUAAUUCUUUGGGGGAAGCCGUGUGCUUUAAAAGUAUGGUGUGGAUGUGACCACGCUCAGAAAUGAAGUUCUGGUGCUGGAUCUAGACACAUCAAAGAAGCGUUUCAGUUAAAUGCGUUGUAAACUUUGUAUGAGAAAUUGGGUUGGCAAAAAUGGAGCUCCACAGCAGCAUCCGGUGAGUUAGAAUGCAUCAACAACACAUAUAAAGUGCUUUUUCUUUGCCAAUGUAGCUGAGUCCUUGAUCUAGACCUAUGUGCUUGCAUAUCUUUAAAGCACAAUACCUCUAACUGGAGUUCAGAGGGGUGUUUUCGUGUGUGUGUGUGUGUGUGUGUGUGUGUGUGUGUGCGUGCGCGCGCAAGUGUCUUUUAUCCCCGCCCCCAUAUAGCACCUCCAACUAACUACAGUAUUGUUCUUAUUUUCUUCUAUUCUUUUAAAAUUAUCAGUCCGUUCAAACCAGAAGUUUAAGCAGUGGCGAAACAAGCACUGAGACCACAGAAACCCAGCAUGUCAAGGCUUCCACAAGCAAGAUUGUGCAUUUUGUGGAUGUUGGCAAGGGAAAGAAGUCCGAGGUCAGUGGGGUGAUGAAGCAUAAUGGCUGUUUCGAGGUCCUAGGUCCAGGAAGGACUUGGAGAGUUUCUUGCUUGAAAUCGCAGAGAGCUGCUGUCUGACUCAGUACAAAGCCACUUUCCGUGUUCCCAGGAAAGGGCCUUUUCAGUGGUUGUCCCCUAACUCUGCAACUCUCUUCCCUGGAAGGCCCACCUACAUUCCUCUCUUUAGUUUCCCGAAAGAUGAUGAAUAGGUUAUUUCGGAGGUUUUUGGGCAUUGUGGAAGUUGAAUUGCCCGUCAUUCUCUACCACUGCAAUCUGUUUAUUAUGUUGCUACCUCUGCUUGCUUUCUCGUAGGUUGUCUGAUGUGAUCACGUGAUGGAAGCAGGGAAUCACCAACCAUUUGGGGCCACUGCGCAUGUUUGGAAUGCUGUGGGCGCCAGUCACAAAAUGGCCGCCGGGGUUGCAUGGCAUAACACAAAAACGGCUACCACACCCAAAAGAGCAGAAAAAGAAACAGGGACACAACAUGGUGUGGGCACACCUUCCUAUUAUAUCCCCCUUUCAAGCUGGGGAGGCACUUAUAGCAGACUUCACUGUGCUCAGCCAUAGAGAGAAGCACUCUGUAUUAUUAUUUUUUGUUCAGAGUACAGUGGUACUUCGGGUUACAUACGUUUCAGGUUACAGACUCCGCUAACCCAGAAAUAGUACCUCAGGUUAAGAACUUUGCUUCAGGAUGAGAACAGAAAUCAUGCUCCGGCGGCGCAGCGGCAGCAGGAGGCCCCAUUAGCUAAAGUGGUGCUUCAGGUUAAGAACAGUUUCAGGUUAAGAACGGGCCUCCGGAACGAAUUAAGUACUUAACCCGAGGUACCACUGUAGAUGCGAGGGCAAAUGUUCAGACCUGGCGCCCAGUGAAAUGUGGGCAUGUGGAAGAGGCCUGAGCUAGUGCAAACAGGUAUUGAGCAGGAAGAAUGGUGUAAUGUGGAUUUUUGAGGGGAUAUUUACUGAGGCUUUCUGUGGGUGGCGUAGGAAGUUCUGGCAGUUAGGCCUGGACGUUGGGGCAUUGAGUUGGGGCAUUGAGAUUUGGUUCCCAGCCAAUGUUAGUUUACCUCUUAUCCCCCCACUUGGGCACAUGCACAAAAGCAUCUUCCAGACAGAAUCUUGUCGUGGGUAUACCUGCAGGACCACAGUGUGGCAGCACCUAUACUUUGGAACUCCCUGCCUCUUGACAUCAGGCAGAGGCACCUUUGCUGUAAUCUUUUCAGUGCCUGCUUCAAACAUUUUUCUUUAGGCAAGCCUAUUCAGACAGGUAGCAGCUACAUGCGUUUCAUUUCAAUUUUGUGAAACAAAUAAAUGGAAGAGUAAAGAACAUUGACACUGUUCUCUUGAGUCUUUGCCAUGAACUCGUUUUUGAACAACCUCACCUCGGCAUAUAUUUAUUUUUGCUUUAUGUUUUAAUUACGGUACCAGAUUUUGAAAAUAACACGAUCUAACUCAACAACUCAUUUUUAUUUUUUUAUUAUCUUUUUUCUCAUUACCACAGAAAGGAAAAGGCAAAAAUGGAGGAAAAGAGGGCAAAGGAUCUCGGCAUGGUUCAAAAUCUCCCAGUAAAGAAAAAAGUCUCUCUCCUCAGGGUGGGUCCUUGGAAAUUCCGGUCCUUCCAAUCUGAGCCUUGUUGUACAGGAUCUUUUUUUGCUCUGAGGGAAAAACUGGCAUUGAAAUUAAUGUGGUUCAACUAGGCCUUUGACAGUUUAACAUCCUGUAAUGUUUUAAAUGUGUUUGUGGGACGUGUGUGUGUGUGUGUGUGUUAUUGGCUCAUGUAGUUUUUUGUUUGUUUGUUCCUGUUAUUGCAUUUUUUGUGUUUUUAUCUUGUAUCUUUAUGUUGAGAACCGUGCUGAGUUCUACGGGUGAUGACACCAGCAUUUAAAGUCAGUGCGGUUUAGGAAGGCUCAGCCCACCACCACUUUGAUUCAAAAGGGCAUCCGGUUGUAGUCAACAAAAACUUGCUCCUUUAUCUCAAGAACUAUAGUGCAAAAUUUGGUUGUGGUAACUUAAGAGGUGUCUGAAAUGCAUAGAGAACAGGCAAAGAGACAAAUGACUUUCAAAAAUAUAUAGCAGAUGCUUUUCUUCCUUUCAGCCAUGAGUUUUAAUGUCACCUUCUCUGCUAUCGUGGAAGAGAAAGAAGAAAGUUCAGCUCCAUCACUAUCAAGCGUGGAAGCAGAGCAAGAGUCAAUUCUUAGCGCUCCCAUGAAGGAAUUAGCAGGUGAGAAAACUAGAGCUUUUUAGAUAGCAAGCUAUCAGGUAUGGAUCACUUUUUUAUCAACGUAAAGAAUCAUUUUUGCAUUUUUGGAGUUGCUGUUAUUGAUAUAUGUACGUUUAUGUUUGGCACACCCACCCACACAAUUUCAUAACCCAGAAUGCAGUUUCCAAAAACCUUUGUUAGGAUUUAUUUUGUUAGCUUUCAUGUUUAACCAUUGAGCAAGCUAAAGAUGUUGCACUUUUAGUAUAUCUCUUUGUUUUCCUAUAUUCUGGGUGUUUUGUUUCUUUACUUCUGGAUUGUGUUGGCACCCACAAUAAGUUGACCUUUAUUUAUUUGAAAAGCAUUCCCUUCUCUAUCCAUAGCUGUCAAGUGUCCCUUAUUUGGCGGGACAGUCCCUUAUCCCAGCGCCAUGUCCCGCUGCUGUCCCUUAUUGAUGAUGUCUCUUAAAUUUCCCGGGUUUCAAAGGAAGCAGCUCCUCUCCCUCCCUCCCUGCCGACCAGGGAAGAGGGAGGCUCCAACUGUGUCACUUGGCUGUGUUGCUCACCCAGUAAGGAGUCUAAGAACGACUGGGGGUGGAGCUUGCAUGCCUUGUGCCGAUCAAAUUGGCCGCGUUGCCUGGGGACUCGCCUUUGCUCAGCGCUUCCCAGCGGAGAGGUGACGGUGGUUUUCCUUGCUGCAUCCCCUUUGCCGGGUUGCUGCGCUGUGGGAACCACCACUUGAGGCUUCGUUUGGCUGCUGGUUGACUAAAAUCCUUUAUUUUGGCUGCUGAUCCCUUAUUUUCGAGGCUGCUGGUCCCUUAUUUUCAAAUCUGUAAGUUGACAGCUAUGUCUCUAUCUAAUCUAAUUAGAGGUGCUGCUUGUUGGAAGGUUCACACUGAGCUGCAGAUUGCGCAGUAUUUGAGUACACAUUCCUGUAAGAUUUCCUGCUGUCACAAGAGGGCAGUAAAAGAACACCAGACCAGAACACAAUAACUUGGACCUUCCUUUUUUGAAGGCUUUCACAACGGGACAAGUUGCUCUGACCCCACAGCUAAGUCCCAAACGAAGCGUGCUUGAAUUCUGCAGUGGAUUGCAAGCCAUAAGCCAUAAGCCAACAGUAUUGCACAGAUGGGGAACCUUUGGCCCAGGGUCUAAAUACAGCCCUCUAUGCAUCUCUGUCUGCCCCCCAGGACUCUCCCCGGGGCCAUACACCUCAUGAGAUACACCCCUCACUAACCCUGCUUUGCACCCUCCUUUAAAAAAAGAAAAGAAAAUGUUACUGAUUUUUUAAAAUAGCAAAAUAACAAUCCCCACAACCAACAUCCCACUACCCUUCAAAUGAAGGUUCCUUAGAAGAAAGCAUUGUUGCAAAAUGUCAGGUCUGUGCACCCAUCUUGGGUGCUUUUGUCUGGUUCGAAUGGAUCCCCAGACUCUGAUAAUGCUGCUUGCUUGCCUGGGCAGAGGAUGGAAAGGAACUAGCUUACCAUGCAAAAGGUAAAAUUCACAUUUGUUGCUCAGCCCACUUUUAAUUCUGGCCCUGCCUAUUCCGCCUCCACCGCCCCACCUUCCCCCACCCCUGGAUCCACAUAGGAUCUUCUGCAUCCUAAGCAUGUGGUCUGCUAUGAAGCUAUGAUAGUCUUUCCCCUACAACAGGGGUUGGCCAAAGGGGGUGCUCUGCUGCAGAAGCGGCCAUCAUCCUCAGCCAGCACAGCCAAUAGCCAGGGAUGAUGGCAGUUGUAGGCAUCACACAUAACUGGAGGGCGCUUCGUUGGUCGUCCCCUGCCCUACAACUAAAACUCCAUUUUAUUUCCCAUCCCCUCACUCCGCCGUCUUGCAGAUAACCUCGAAAGUGCAAAGAACGAGCAGAAGGACAAACUUGGUUUAUGGAUGAGCCAGAUAUACAUCUUUUUUGUCAACAAAUUCUUUGCCGGCUACAAACACUUGGAAGUCGUGAAAGAAACCAUUAUAGACAACAGGAUUCGGCACGCUGAAUUCCUUGUACUGAAGAAAAUCCAAGAAGCUGAAGAAGAAGCAAAGUGAGUUUUCAGCUUUUGCUUGUGGAUCAUGGUUUCUAACCUGCUCCCAAAUUUGGCAGGAGCCUUGCCACAUGCGUUCAUAGAAUCAUAAGAGUUGGAAGGGUCCAUGAGGGUCAUCUAGUCCAACCCCCUGCAAUGCAGGAAUCUCUUGCCUAAUGUGGGGCUCAAACCAACGAGCCUGAUAUUAAGAGUCACAUGCUCUACCAACUGAGUUAUCCCAUCAUAAAACAGGGUGCUUUGCUAGAUGGCCCGGCUGUUUUCAUUGGAGACAUGCUGGAAAUACCUGGACUUCAUUGCUAUAGUCUGCCUUCUAUUAUGCCAGAUUGAGAUUACAUGUUCACAUGUAAGGCUAAACUGUGCCUUAGCGUUAGAAGUAGCUGUAGUGAGCCUUGAUUUUUAAUGAACUAUAUCUAUGGAGCUAAGGAAGCAAAGUGAACAGGGUAUCUGGAAAAAUGAGAAACUUGAGAGAAAGAACAUACUUAUCCAUGCCACUUCCAAGUUUGAGCCUUAGGCUCAAAAUGCUCAAAUCAAGAAGACAGUGGCAAGUACCACUGGUCAUCUUUAGAAAAAGAGUUAAUUUUCUUCACUAGGGGGUAAUUUACUUCCUUUGCUUAUGCUGAUAUGAUUAAGCAAAGAUCAAGAUUUAAUAUAUAUAUUUAACUGCCGCUAUAUCUGUAUUGUCUCUGUUAUGACCCAAUUGCAAUUCAAUGUAUUCCUGUUGUGUUUUAUGAUUAUUAUUAUUUUUUUUAAAUGAUAUUUAUUAAAGUUUCACAAAAAUACAGAAAACAAAGAAAAAAGUAUAAAUUACAGCAAAAAAGCAAAAAGUAAGAAAAAACAUACAAAAUAAAACAGUUAAAAACACACUAAUGUUCCAUAACCUAUCUUCCUUACUCAUAUUUCCCCAGACCUCCUCAUACCUCCCUUCUUUGUAUUCCAAUUCAGUUUGUUGGUUCAGCAAAUCCUUACCAUUAAUCUUUUACCCAAUUGUUAACCUUUUUUUUCCCCCAUGUCUCUUAAAGCAUUACAGCUAAAAACCUCUUAAUUUCUAUCCAGCAUCCUUCUAAAGUCCUUAAUUUUACAAUCUUUCUGUAAAUAGUCCUUAAUUUUUUUCCAGUCUUCUUUCACCGACUCUUCUCCCUGGUCUCGGAUUCUGCCAGUCAUUUCCGCCAAUUCCAUGUAGUCAAUCACCUUCAUCUGCCAUUCUUCCAAAGUGGGUAGAUCUUGUGUCUUCCAAUACUUUGCGAUAAGUAUUCUUGCUGCUGUUGUAGCAUACAUGAAAAAGGUUCUGUCCUUCUUUGGCACCAGUUGGCCGACAAUGCCCAAGAGAAAGGCCUCUGGUUUCUUCAGAAAGGUAUAUUUAAAUACCUUUUUCAGUUCAUUAUAUAUCAUUUCCCAGAAAGCCUUAAUCUUUGGGCACGUCCACCAAAGGUGAAAGAAUGUACCUUCAGUUUCUUUACAUUUCCAACAUUUAUUAUCGGGCAAAUGAUAAAUUUUUGCAAGCUUGACUGGGGUCAUGUACCACCUGUAUAUCAUUUUCAUAAUAUUCUCUCUUAAGGCAUUACAUGCCGUAAACUUCAUACCUGUGGUCCAUAACUGUUCCCAGUCAGCGAACAUAAUAUUAUGUCCAACAUCUUGUGCCCAUUUAAUCAUAGCAGAUUUCACCGUUUCAUCCUGAGUAUUCCAUUUCAACAGCAAGUUAUACAUUCUUGACAAAUUUUUAGUUUUGGGUUCUAACAAUUCUGUUUCUAAUUUUGACUUUUCCACUUGGAAGCCUAUUUUCUUAUCCAAAUUAUAUGCCUCCAUUAUCUGAUAGUAGUGGAACCAAUCUCUCACUUUAUUUUUUAAUUUUUCAAAACUCUGCAAUCUCAAUUUAUCUCCUUCUUGCUCCAAAAUUUCCCAAUAUGUCGGCCAUUUGGCCUCCAUAUUGAGCCUUUUCAGAGCUUUUGCUUCCAUUGGUGACAGCCACCUUGGGGUUUUAUUUUCCAAUAAGUCUUUGUAUCUUAUCCAGACAUUAAACAAUGCUUUCCUAACAGUAUGAUUUUUAAAUGCUUUGUGUGCUUUGACCUUAUCAUACCAUAAGUAUGCAUGCCAUCCAAAUACAUUGUUAAAACCUUCUAAAUCCAAAAUGUCUGUAUUUUCAAGAAGUAGCCAUUCUUUCAGCCAGCAGAAAGCUGCUGAUUCAUAAUAAAGUUUAAGGUCUGGCAGGGCAAAUCCACCUCUUUCCUUGGCGUCAGUUAAUAUCUUAAAUUUUAUUCUGGGCUUCUUGCCCUGCCAGACAAAUCUAGAAAUAUCUCUCUGCCACUUCUUGAAACAGUCCAUCUUAUCUACAAUUUGUAAUGUCUGAAACAAAAACAACAUUCUAGGCAAUACAUUCAUCUUUAUCACAGCAAUACGGCCCAGCAACGAGAGUUUCAAAUUUGACCAAAUUUCUAAAUCUUUUUCACUUCCGUCCAACAUUUUUCAUAAUUAUCUUUAAAUAAGUUCCCAUUUUUGGCUGUCAUAUUAAUCCCCAAGUAUUUCACUUUCUUUACCACAUUCAAUCCUGUCUCAUUCUGAAACCUCUCUCUUUCAAUCGGUGUUUUCUCUAAAACCUUAGUUUUUAACUUGUUCAAUUUAAAACCUGCCACCUGACCAAAUUCCUGAAUUAAUUCUAAAACUCUUUUAGUACUAGAUUCUGGCUCCUGUAACGUCAAUACUAGGUCAUCUGCAAAUGCUCUCAAUUUGUACUGUUUAGCUCCGACCUGUAUGCCCUUAACCAACCGGUCCUUUCUAAUCAUAUUUAGCAAAACCUCCAGGACCGAUAUAAAAAGCAGUGGGGAAAUUGGGCACCCCUGUCGUGUCCCUUUUUCUAUCUUAAAUUCUUCCGUAACCACAUUAUUUACAAUUAAUUUAGCCUUUUGUUCAGAGUAUAUUGCACCUAUACCAUUUUCAAAACCUUGGCCUACCCCCAUCCCAUGCAGAUUCUUCUUCAUAAAACUGUUUUAUGAUUUUCCUGAUAUUGUAAGUGAGCCGGAACUGGUCUGUGACCAUAAUAAUAAAAAUUAAUUAAAUUAAUUAAUUAAAAAUGAUUAAGCAAGGUUUGCAUCUGAACAUGAAGCUGGCUGUUUCAAUAAGGGAUGGCUCCUUGAUAUCGUCCUGACAUUUGUCUGGGUGCCAUUUAUGGAUUUGUUGUUUCGUGGCUCACAUGUUCUGAACUGUGUUACGACUUUUUGGUUUAAGAGACUCUGAUCCCCCAACUUCUCUGUCCCACCCCACUCUGGCCACAGGCUUAAUGCUAUGAGGGAGGCAGAGGAAGCCAGAAAGCUAGAAGAAGCUGCAGCAGAAAAAGCAGCUCAGGAGCUGGAGGAAAGUUUGUGCAGAGAGUUGGAGGAAGCAUCGAUACAGCUGCAGUCUUCGCCAAAAGAAGAAUCCCCUGUUUCACCACAGGCGCCACCAAGCACCAAGACUACUGGAGGUGGGAAGAAGAAGAAAAAGGCAUAAAAUGAGCAGCUGUACAAUAUCAGAUUAUUGUACCGAGGCAUGCCGAAUCCAAACAUUGCAAUUCAUGUUAGCUUUGGGUUACAGGAAUAAUAAAUAUCGGAGCAAUAAAACUGAAUAACUUUGUGAAGAAAACCGCACACGAAUAAUUCCAGAUGCCACCAGGUUUGUCAAAGAACUUUCAAACACAACCACUAUAAGCCUUUCUUUCAUUUGGUUGCAAUACUGUGCAGUUCCAUGAGACUAUAAGUCAAGAGGACUUGCUUGCAAGUAGACAGGCAUAGGAUUGCAAGUAUCCAAACCGCUGGUGUAAUGCCCAGGUAGGGUCACCUAGGAAAAAAAUAUAAGAAAGGAAAGGAGCUUAUUUCCAAGUGAAAUGUGCAGGGGUGAGAUCAAACUUUAAAUAUCUCACACCCUUCCAUUUUUUAGAAAAAAGUUAAACACUGAUAAAAUAGAGAUGCUUCUUCUAGCUCCGAUUCAAGAAUGGGAUGUUUACGAUGCUUUCUGUAACUUCAGUUGAACCAACGUAUAUAGAUUAAAAUAAAAUAAAGGGUAUGUGUUGUUAUUUCGCACAACUUGGCUAUCCUGAAGAUGUGUUUCCAUGUUAAAAAAAAAAGGUAUAGAAGACAAGGACCUAGAGAUAAGAGACAGAAGCAGGGCUUGCAGAAUGGUAAUCUGGGAAGAAACACCUUUGCAGCAAAACUUGUUCACUAUCUGGCAUUUCUGUUGCACAAACUGCUCCUUUGACGUAGGAUCACAAAGCAGUAAGGGAUCAGUAAAGUCAUUAAAUUCAAGGCAACUCCAUUUUUUAAAAAAUGUAUUUUUUAUUAAAGAUUUUCUUAGUUUACAAAAGUAUGUGCAAUGUCCCUCACUCUCUCUCCUCACACCCCCAGUAACAUUUUUUACAGAUCAGUUUCAUUUGUUGAGACAUUCGGAAGAAAAGGGGGAAAGAGGUGGGGGGGGGGAGGUGAGUGGGGGUGAUGUCAGGUGGUGAUGUUUCUAUUGUACUUAAUAUAUGUGGGGUUUUGUGUCAGCAUCGCUUGUGCAGGUUCUCUGCUAUUCACUUGUGUUCCUUUGGUGGUGAGAGAGGUUGGGGUUGGCCUAGGGUGUGGUUGUUUGUUUGUUUGUGAUUGGCUGUGGUGAUCUUUGUUUCAUGUGUGAGUGGGGUGGGUGGGUGUUUUUGAAUCAGGUUAGCCAUAUUGAUUUGUAUGCUGUUGGUGGAGUUUUGUCAUUCUCUUGUUGGGCUGUGUAUGUGAUAAAGGGAAGCCAUAACGGUGUGAAGGCGUCUUCUUCUGUUUGUUCCCCUGUCAGUUUCAGUCUAUUGGUUAAUUUUUCUAGUAAGGCUGUUUCCGAUACUAUUUGGUUCCAUUGAUCCAUGCUUACUCCUGACAGGUCUCUCCAGUGUCUGGUUAUGGUGUUUCUGGCUGCUGAAAGUAGGUGGACUAUGAGUUAUUUGUGGUGUAAAUGGGCAUUAUUGUCUUGGAAGAUGUUUAGUAGGGCCAAUUCUGGGGUGAUUUCUAAUACUUGCUUAGUUAUUUUACAUAUUUCUCAUAUGGCUGUUGUCCAGAAUAGUUGGAUUUUGGGGCACUCCCACCACAUGUGGAGGUAUGUGCCUGUGGAGAUGCACCCUCUCCAGCAUUUUGGUGAGGUUCCUGGGCGUAUUAGCGCUAGUUUUCUUAGUGUUAGGUACCACCUGAAGGUGAGUUUCAGAGUGAGUUCUUUUCUUUUCGUUGAUAUAGAUUUAAAGGGGGGUUUAGACCACAUUCUGGUCCAUUGAGUGGGGUUAAUCUCAUAGCCUAUGUCAUCCUCCCAUUGUUUUUUGAUUGCGUCUAGGGGGUUCGUGGGAUUUUGGAGUAGUAUUUUGCAUAUUGCGGAUAGCAUCCCUUUACGGUAUCCCUUUGUUGUUAGGAGGAGGUUUUGAAGGUUGUCAGGGGCCUAGUUGCUGCUGAUUUUACUGCUGGAUUGUUUAAGAGGGCAACUCCAUUUUUGAGGGGAGCACAGCUCGGUGGCGGAAGAGAUGCUUUGAAGGCAGAAGGUCCCAGGUUCUGUCGGGUAUCGAGUGAUGUGAAGUCCCUUUUCCCCAAGACCCUGGACAGAACCAUCUGUCAGCAUAGACAAGAUUAGAGUGCACCACAUCAUUCUUUCCUCCCCCAAGCCAAAUACAAUGUAGUCACCUGGCACCCCAAAAGGUUAGAUUCCUGUUGUUGUUGCUGCUGCUGCUGCUGCUUGCCUACAACAAUAGUAACUGGGGGCUGUCAAGUCCUUCCUGGCUGGGGCUUGCCAAUCAACUUUGCAGUUCAGGUCUGGUUUAAGGCAUUGCAAAAACAUCCUCAUUCAGCAGAAAGCUCUGAACUAAACUGAAACAUCUAAAUCUAUUUACUAUGUUCCCUUUCCCUACAUUAAUCAGGCAAAGCCACUCCCGACCUAAAGAGGGGGGGGGUUGCGGGCUCAUGCCCCCGUCUACAUUCUCGCGGGGCUGGCGUCAGCCCCGUGGGACUCAGGGAUUCCCCAGUCUCAUUAAUAUUCAUCACCCUCGGUGCCAGCCAAUCAGCUGGCGGUAGGGGCGGGCUUACCUAGGUGCUCUUUAGGUCGGGGCAGCCCUGACUCGCCCCUUUUCUUCUCUACAGCAGCAGCGGUUUCCCACCCACCCGCCCUCUAGGUUUGCAUUCGGACUUUGCUAUGGGCUUCGGCUGGUCGCCGCAAGGGGCCUGGUAGGAGUUUUUCCAUUUGGCUAAUUGGCUGUAUUUUGAAGCCACUUGGUUUUUUCGCCUACCUCGUAGCAAACGUCACAACUCCUUGGUUUUGGCGGUUAGGCAUUGGCAAGGGUAUUGUUAUGCAAAUGAAGUCGGGGGGGAGGAACGCCAUCACCUCCCCCAAAUCUUGAAGGGUCAUUCGUUAAAGGACUCCGGGGGGCGUCGCCUCGUCUGAAACCUACGGAGGCUAGGGCCUAAAGCGCACUCCCGAGCGGUAACCCCUUGGGGAGCGCCUAGGGAUGUGCAUCUCGGGGGCUCCCCCUGUUGGUGCUUAACCCUUCCCGGUUAGACCAGAUAGUCUGUUAGGGCCAAUGCCUAAAGCCAAUACCACUCUUACCUGUAAUCAAUAAAGUUGUGGCCAUUUUCGCCCAUUAACCU
This is a messenger RNA of Podarcis lilfordi (Lilford's wall lizard), 32747 nucleotides long. Lineage: Eukaryota; Metazoa; Chordata; Lepidosauria; Squamata; Lacertidae. The record is from the annotation of a GenBank genome assembly.